Corylus avellana is the source of this 1154-nucleotide messenger RNA. RefSeq names its product cytochrome B5-like protein (gene CB5LP). Lineage: Eukaryota; Viridiplantae; Streptophyta; Magnoliopsida; Fagales; Betulaceae. The record is from RefSeq and is a predicted model, not a curated record. Gene Ontology annotation, molecular function: heme binding. Gene Ontology annotation, cellular component: membrane; intracellular membrane-bounded organelle.
AAUCAAAGAAGGUGAAGGAAAAGUUUUGGUAGGAAAAGCAAAGAAGGGCAGCGGCGAAUCUUACAGAAGCGGUGGAAUUGGCAAUCAACUCAGGACGGCGUUGGGCGCAGGGGGGCGUCUGGAAACGGUGGUGGGGAGAUGUUUUGUCUCUCAAGAGGGGAGGAAUUUUUUUUUUCUUUCUCCUUUUUUACGUAGAUGAGGGAAAGAAAGGGUAAGAUAUGAUGUUUUGGUAGCAUUUGAAUUUUUUGUUACAUGCUUAUGUGUCCGCAUCUUAUUGGAGGGCAGAAAUCGUAGAACUUGUUCUCUUAUUUGGUUACUUCGUAGCGCCCAACGAUCAGUCACAAGUUCUCAUCCUCAGCCACGGCAACAGCCAGCAGCCCAAGACAUCUGUUUCGCCGGCCUCCUCCGAUCGCCGCCUGCCACAACAGCUAUCUAACUCUGCUCUACGAGGAGCCGGAAUUUGAGAUAUGAUCAUAGUUGUACUGGCACUGAUUCUGUGUGUCUUACUGGGAGUACUAAUUUUGAUCCCACGAGGCCGUAAAUCUGGUCAUUCGAAGAAAGUCGAGUCAAAUGCUAGCAAUAAGAAGGCAUCCAAAAUCUACAGUAAAGCUGAAGUCUCUUUGCAUAACAAGAAAACGGAUUGCUGGAUCAUCAUCAAGGACAAGGUUUUUGAUGUUACCUCAUAUGUAGAGGAACAUCCAGGUGGUGAUGCCAUCUUAGCACAUGCUGGUGAUGAUUCAACUGAAGGGUUUUAUGGGCCACAGCAUGCAACCCGAGUCUUUGACAUGAUUGAUGACUUUUACAUUGGCGAUCUGGAGCAGUAUUAAAUACAGCCUUUGGUUUGUAAAAUUAACAAGAGAAGUGUACUUUCAGAAUCUUGUUAAUUCUGUUGACAAUCAUGCCUUUAUUGAUGAGUUAUACGUUGGAGAUCGGGAGGCUAGUUAAUCACAGCCAUUGGUUUGCAAAAUUGACAAGAGAAACAGUUUCUGCCUUUAAUCUAGACAGUCUGUAAUUUGUGUUCUACUUACUGUCCAGUCAUUUUUGUAUUUUAGGUGACUGUUGAGAAAAACGUUCGAUCUUUUAACCAACAUUUCUGUUCUCUUUGUUUUAAUGGUUUACUUUGCUCUAUUUACUGGGAAGCACCUUCUGGAGAA